Leptomonas pyrrhocoris is the source of this 5306-nucleotide messenger RNA. RefSeq lists its product as hypothetical. Gene Ontology annotation, biological process: mitotic chromosome condensation. Bases 360 to 5306 code for a protein of 1648 amino acids. Gene Ontology annotation, cellular component: chromosome. Gene Ontology annotation, molecular function: protein binding; ATP binding. Lineage: Eukaryota; Euglenozoa; Kinetoplastea; Trypanosomatida; Trypanosomatidae. The record is from RefSeq and is a predicted model, not a curated record. The transcript has a single exon.
GUCGAGGGCAGACAGAACCCAUUCGCAAGUUGCUUCGCUCAUACACGUACAUAGAUAGACAAGACAAAAAUAGACCGUAGAUAUAUGUGUAUUCUCGGUGGAUUCAGAACGCGUCUUUCCACUCCUAUACCGUAUCCAAGCCCACGCACGCAACUACUUUCUUCUGCGCCUUCUUAUUCUCCGCCGCCUGUCGAGCCGCACCGCAAUAGCGGCACCGAUCCAUACCGCUCUUGACACACACACACACACACACACACAACCUUUUUUCCCCCACUUCCCGGGGAUUCAACAGGGGUGAUAGUCGUGUCUUAUUCGCAGCGCCGUUGUUGCUUCGCGGUUUCGGUCUUGUAGAUUUAACGAUGCCACCAAGGCGAGGAAGAAGCCGUCAGCCCGCGAAGGCCGAGGAGCGAGUCGGUGCGGCGCUGAAGAAAGAGCGCGUGGAGGAGGAAGAUGCAGAAGAGCAGCCGCCACAGCGACGCAGUGGGGAAGCGGAGGCGGUGCAGAAUGGUGGGGAUGCACACACCAACAACAGCCACAACGAUGCGCCGGAAGCGACCACGGGUGCUGUGGCUUCGCACACUCAUGCUGGGUCAGCGGUGAAGAGGGCAAGAAUAGAGGUGCAAGAUGCAGAAGAAGAUGAGGACGAUAAAAGCGCUAGCGAUUCCCCUCCGUCGCCAUCAGACGCGGAAUCGUUCUCCAACGCAGUAUCGGAGACAAGCGACGGAGAGGACACCGCCGCCCUCUGUCCGUCUCACCAGUCUGUAGAUCCUUCCUCCACUCGCACCAGCGGAACGGAACUGGAGCUGAUUCAAGCUGUGCCCUCCGCGUCUCCGAUCGGUUUCACCGCCCACCCGCCGCAGCGCGACGACGAUGCCGCCGCCGCCGCCGCCGCGUACGACGCCACCCCCCACACCCGCCUCGUUGUGCGCGACAUCGAUGUGGAGAACUUCAAGUCCUACUUUGGUCAGCAUCGCAUUGGCCCCUUCCACAAAACCUUCACCGCCGUGAUCGGGCCGAACGGGUCUGGCAAGUCGAAUGUGAUUGACUCGAUGUUGUUUGUGUUUGGCCGCAAUGCGAAGAAGUUGCGACUGGACAAACUGGCGGAGGUGAUUCACAACUCCGCCGCGCACCCGAACCUCUCCUACGCGUCCGUGACGGUGAACUUUAUUCGUGUGCGGGAGACCGCUGCGGAGGAGAAGGACCCGGAGCAGCGGCAGGAGGUGCCGAACAGCGAGCUGCGCAUCCGGCGCGAGGUGUACCGGAGCGGCGUCUCCCAGUACUACAUCGACGGCGCCCGCAGCACGCAGAAGGAGGUAAUGGAAUGCCUCAUCGCCCACGGCGUCGACCUCGAGCACAACCGCUUUCUCAUCCUCCAGGGCGAGGUGGAGCAGAUCGCGCUGAUGAAGCCCAAGGCGGAGAAGGAGGGCGAGGAGGGUCUGCUCGAGUACCUGGACGAUUUGAUCGGCACAAACGAGUACGUGCAGCGCAUUUCCGGCCUCACCGCGGCGGCCGAGACGGCGCAGCUGGCGCGGCUGGAGGCCCUCGAUAAGGAGCGGAAGCUGAAGGCCGAGCGCGAGGCCCUCGACGACGCGAAGAACUCCACCCUGUCUUUCGUGACCAAAGACAACCAGCUGCAGAAGACGUUGAUUGUGAUGUGCCAGCUGCGCAUGCGCGGCAUUGAGGACAAGCUGGAGGAACCCCGACGGCUGCUGCAGGAGAUCGAUGAGCGCAUCGCCGCGAUGGAGGCGGCGGUGGUGCAGAAGCGUGAGGAGAAGGCGCAGGCCGAGGAAGCCUCCGUGACGGCCAAGAGGAACGUUGCCGCAGCGCAGAAGACCCGCGACGGGGUGCGGACGAAGAAGCAAGCGGCGGAGACCCAACUGGAGCAAGUGAAGUCGGGCGCCGAUCAGGAAGAGAAGGCAAGGAAGAAAGUGCUGGAUCAACUGCGCAAGGCGAAGGAGGAGCUGCAGAGGGCCCUCCUGCACCAGCAGGACGCGGAGCGCGAGGCGGCGAUCCAUCAGCAGAACCAAGAUGAAGCGGCUGCGGCCGUUGUGUCGCUGCAGAGCGAGUACGACGCGAUGGCCGAGAAGCUCCUCCCACAGCUGCGCCCGCUGCGGCAGUCGCUUGAGGAAAAGAAGCAGCAGUUCGCGCCGUAUGAGCGGGCUGUCACGGAGGCCAAGGAGCAGCUGCGAACGGCGCAGAGCCGCCUACAGGACUUGUCCGGUACGGCGUCCCGCAAACAGCAGCAGCUGGAAGAGGUGGAAGCGUCUACCGCGCGUGGGGAGGCACGUGUGAAGGAGUUGGAGCAGCAGCUGCGUGAUGCAGACCGCAAAGACCUCCAAGAAGAGGUGCUGCGUCUGCAGGACCAAAUUGGUGAGAGUGCGCGGCGCAAGUACGCCAUCAACAACGCGAUCCAGGAGCUGAAGAACAGCUACCGAGACGGCGAGGCCGAUGACCGGGCGAUGGAGUUUCUGCUGGCGCAGCGAUCGUUGAAGGGCUACUACGGCACGCUGCGUCAGCUCGGCCGCAUCGAUGACGCCUACGACGUCGCGGCGGGUGUCGCGAGCAACGCGUGGGGCUUCCACGUCGUCGAGGAUCGCGCCACCGCGACAGCGGCGCUGGAGCUGCUGAAGCAGCACAACAUCGGCCGUGCCACGAUGAUGGUGGUGAGCGAGGUGGAGCGGGAAAUGGGCUCGCGCAUGGCGGCGCCCUUCACCUGCCCGAACGCGAAGGCGCGGCGGCUCUUUGAUCUCGUUCAGCCCACCAACUCGAAGUUUCGCUCCGUCUUCUAUCAAGCGGUGCGGGACACGUUGGUGGUCGAGACGCUCACCGAAGCUCGUGAAACUGCCUUCGGGGGCGGCGGCGGCAACAACGGUAGCAAAAGCAAUGGGGGUCCGGGGCAGCGGUAUCGUGUGGUGACGGUGAAGGGGGAAUUGGUGGAGCCGACGGGGGCAAUCACCGGCGGCGGUGCUGCCCCACGCGGGGCGAAGCUGAAGGCCGCCCGCUCGCCGCAAGACAAGCAGGCGAUCAAGGACGACCUCGAGCGGCUGCAGCACGACCUCAUCAACGCCGCCGAGGAGGAGCGGGCGCUGAACGUGCGGCUGCACCAACUGCAUGAGCAGGAGUCGCAGACCUCGCCGGAGCAGGUGCGGAAGAUGCGGCGGGAGCUAAACGCGCUCGUCGCGAAGCUCGACGGCGACGUCGCACGCGUGGCGUCGCUGCGGGCGGAGCUGGCGCAGGCAACAGAGAAGUAUCAGGCCAACCGGUCCGCGUGCGAGGCGGCGGUGUCGGCGUGCGAGACGGCGCUGGAGAAGGCGGAAAAGUCUCGCAUCGCCCACCACGCGGACGUCGUGGCGUUGGAGAAGGCGGUGGACGAGGCCGGCGGUGCUCGAUUUGCCGAGGUGAACGCGGCGCUGGCGAUGCAGCAGGAACGGGUCGAGGCGGAGGAGGGCAGCCUGCGCGCCUGCCGUCGUCUCGCCCAGAAGCACCGCGCCACCCAGGAGCGGAAGCGCACCGACCUCGUCGAGUACGAGAAGCAGCUGAAGAAGUUGGACGAGGAGAUGCAGGACAACGUGAAGGAGAACGUAAAGGAGUGCGUGGAGGCGCUGGAGGUGCUGGUGAAGGAGCUGAACGGGGCAGAGGCGCAGCUGGCGAACGCGCAGGCAGCCGCCGAGGACGCACGGGCCGCCAUUCCUCUCAUCAACGGCGCCGCCCUGAACGCGCAGAAGAGGCUGGACGACGAGCAGCGCUACCGCCAAACCGAAGCUGCGAAGAUCGCCGAUGCGUUGCAGGAACUCUCGAAGUUCCAGCAGAAGAUUGAGGGCUGCGAGGAAAAGAUACGCGAGAAUGCGGAGUUGUACGGCGUAGAGACGCUGCAGCUCAGCGGCGACGCGGGGGAGGGCGGCGACGACGGUAAGAGCAGUAGGAAGGACGAUGACGAGGAAGACGAGAAAGAGGAGACGGCAUCGGAAGAAGAGGCAGAGGUGGAGGAGGAGAAUCAAACGAGCAGGGAAGUCAGCAGCCGUAAGCGGGUCCGAGCCCACGCGCGUUGUCGCGGCAGUGACCGUCAGCGCCCCUCACAGCAAUCGACAGCGUCCCUCUCCUCCUCCUCUCCUACCGCACGAGCUGCAAAGCGCCCGCACAUCGAGGUGCGCCAUAUGACCUUUCGCCUCUCCCCAGCCGAACUGGACGGCUGUGACUACGACCGGUCGGUGCACCUCGCGAAGGCGCUGAGUGAGGAGACUCGCCGCCUGCACAGCGAGAUCGACUUCCGCGCCGUCGCGCUGUGGCGCGAGCGGGAUCUGGCGCACCGUCAAGCAAAGGCCUACUACGAGGCGAAGAAGGCGGUGUCCGACGAGGCGGAACAGGAGCUGAUGACGCUCAAAGAAACACGUCGAGUGGCGUUCAUGACCGCGUUCGAGCUGAUUCGCACGCGGCUGAAGGAGGUGUACCAGCUGCUGACGCACGGCGGCGACGCGGAUGUGGAGCUGGUCGAUGUGAACGAUCCUUUCGAAGGGAUCAACUUUGUGGUACGCCCGCCGAAGAAGUCGUGGAAGCAGAUAUCGAACCUGUCGGGUGGGGAGAAGACCCUCGCCAGUCUGGCGCUCAUCUUCGCCCUGCACUACAUCAAGCCAACGCCCAUCUACGUCAUGGACGAGAUCGACGCGGCGCUCGACUUCCGCAACGUGUCCAUUGUGGCGAACUACGUCCUCCGCCAGGCGCGCGGGGCGCAGUUCAUCAUCAUCUCCCUGCGGAACCACAUGUUCGAGGAGGCCCACCAGCUUGUCGGGGUGUGCAAGGUGAACGACACGACCGCCACACUGGUGCUCAUGCCGCGCAGCUUUCGCCGGUUAAUAGCUGCGCAGUUGACGAUGGCCGCGGCGGAGCGCCAGCAACAGCGCAGUGCGCGACGCGGCAGUCGCCGGCUCGAGGUCGACCGCAGCGACGGCAACGGAAAUACGAACGACACACAAUUCCAUGGUGAGGGCGGCGCGAACGCGUUGGAUGCUAACAAGGACAGCGAUGCGGCUCGGUUGCCUGGGCCAUCCUCUUCGCCUGGCACGGCCCGUCUGGGCGAGAAUCGCAGCUCGCGUUCGUCGGGGUUCGAUCAGCCACGAACGCCCUCCAGCGGAGCGCGGCCGACCGUUGGCGACGCCUCCCCCCUGUCCACACCCGCCUCAUGCGGGCGGCCCUCCAGCGGCUCCGACGGCAUCGCCGGCUCGCGUAAAAGCGUUCACUUUCACGCACCGUACGAUGAGGAUGACGGUGAAGCCGACAAGGACGAUACGGUAGCGACCGGCGAAGCGUGA